Messenger RNA from Cynara cardunculus var. scolymus (artichoke), 1454 nucleotides. Its product is annotated as UDP-xylose transporter 1-like. Lineage: Eukaryota; Viridiplantae; Streptophyta; Magnoliopsida; Asterales; Asteraceae. Gene Ontology annotation, molecular function: antiporter activity; UDP-xylose transmembrane transporter activity. The record is from RefSeq and is a predicted model, not a curated record. The coding region runs from base 134 to 1168 and encodes 344 amino acids. The transcript has 9 exons. Gene Ontology annotation, cellular component: Golgi apparatus.
UGGCGUCAAAUCGAAGUAAAGAGAGAAGCAUUUCAAUGGUUCUGGUACCAACCGCAGUGUGAAGAUUUCAACUUUUCAAGGGAUCCAGGUUUAGAUUCCAGGCUAAUUUUGAUUUUGAUUGAGAAGGAAAAAGAUGGGAGAAUUGACAGGUUACCAGUUGGGGGUUAUUGGUGCAUUGUUUCUAUCAGUGGCAUCAUCAGUCUCCAUUGUUAUCUGCAACAAAGCCUUGAUGAGCAAUCUUGGUUUUCCUUUUGCUACAACAUUGACUAGUUGGCAUCUGAUGGUAACUUAUUGCACCCUUCAUGUGGCGCAUCGCUUGAAUUUCUUCGAAAACAAGAGAAUUGAUAUGAAGACUGUGAUUCUUUUUGGCAUUCUGAAUGGUGUUUCCAUUGGUUUUCUUAACUUGAGCCUUGGGUUUAACUCCAUUGGCUUCUAUCAGAUGACCAAACUUGCAAUCAUACCUUUCACUGUGCUCUUGGAGACUCUUUUCUUGAAAAAACAAUUCAGUCAGAAAAUAAAGUUCUCUCUUUUCGUUCUACUUGUUGGAGUUGGCAUAGCAUCAGUGACAGAUCUUCAGCUCAAUUUCGUUGGGACGGUUCUUUCUCUUCUAGCUAUCGCCACCACUUGUGUCGGACAAAUUCUGACAAACACAAUUCAGAAGAGACUGAAUGUGUCAUCAACUCAGCUAUUGUAUCAAUCGGCCCCAUUCCAAGCAGCUAUUCUGUUCGUCUCUGGCCCUUUGGUGGAUCAGUACCUCACCAACCAAAAUGUUUUUGCCUACAAAUACUCCCCUAUUGUUUUGGUUUUCAUUAUAAUGUCAUGUUUGAUCGCGGUUUCAGUGAAUUUUAGUACAUUUUUGGUGAUUGGGAAAACAUCACCGGUUACAUAUCAAGUUCUCGGUCAUCUAAAGACAUGCCUUGUUCUUGGAUUUGGGUACACCUUGCUACAUGACCCUUUCACUGAGAGAAACAUCAUUGGAAUACUGGUAGCCAUUGCUGGAAUGGGGUUGUAUUCUUACUUUUGUACCCUUGAAAACAAAAAGAAACAGAUGAUUGACUCUUCCGGAUCCCAGAUUAAAGAUAAAGAUAGCAGUGCACAACUUUUGGGACAUGAAGAAGAGAGAGGAAGUUUUGAGGUUACAAAAGCAACCAAAGACUCUCUUGUUUAAGUUGAAGAAUCAAAUAGCAAUUUUUAGAUGUUCCAUUUUCUUGUUUAAUAUCAUCAUACUUUCUAUUGAAUAUGAUGGGAUUCUUUAUUCUUUUAAAUAACACUAUAAAUAUGCCAUUUUUUAAUUGGUUUGUAGAUACCACAAGAACUUGUAUUUGUAAUACACUUUGUGUACUUUACUUUUUAUUUUGAAUGGUUUUGUAUUAAUUUUUUAUGGUUUCACAGACAACCAUACCCAAACGGUAGGUCCGUCUAAGAACGGGACAAUGUAUCUUCCCAUUAUUCCA